GAUUUCAUUUCUCCAUGAACUGACUAAGGACUAAACAAAGAAACGAAGGAAGUUAUUGUUUUCAUAUAAUUCCGCCGAACAUCAUCGGACUACUCUUCUAUUUCUAUCUAUCUAUCUAUCUCAGUUCACUCUCCUUCGUCGUCAUCCUACUCCUCCUUCAGAUUGUUACGGCGUGGCUUGAUACAUACUUCUUAUAGAAAACAAUAAACUACUUAGGUGGCUGAUAUCCUUGCCUCAUAUAUGCUUUCCGCAGUUAGUGAACCUCCAUAAUGGCGGAUCUCAAGGAGCGGCUACUCCCACCAAAACCUGCAUCGGCUUUUAACGUAAGAGAGGGUAUCAAUCGACCAACGGCCUCUGGAAGGCAAGCUUUUCAAGGAGUGGAUGUUGUGGAGGUCAAGAAGCGAGGCCAAGGUCUUAAAUCGUGGAUCCGUGUUGACACAUCUGGAAACUCUCAGGUCAUUGAGGUAGACAAAUUUACUAUGAUGCGGCGUUGCGAUCUUCCUGCCCGUGAUCUUCGCCUACUUGAUCCUGUGUUUGUCUACCCAUCAACAAUCCUUGGUAGGGAGAAGGCUAUUGUUGUAAAUCUGGAGCAGAUACGGUGUAUUAUUACAGCAGAUGAGGUUCUUCUCUUGAAUUCCCUUGAUAAAUAUGUAUUGCAAUAUGUGAUUGAUCUUCAACGACGCUUGACAACAACUGGGGUGGGCGAGGUAGGCGAGGUCUGGCAAUCAGACCAUUCUGACAUGAACCAAAGGAGAGGCAAUAGGAAUUUUGAAAAUUUAUAUAGCAACAAUUCACCUGAUUAUUUACCUUUUGAAUUCAGAGCUCUUGAAGUUGCCCUGGAGGCUGCAUGCACAUUUCUUGACACCCAGGCAGCAGAGUUAGAAAUUGAGGCUUAUCCAUUGCUGGAUGGACUGACAUCGAAGAUCAGUACUCUAAAUUUGGAACGUGUUCGUCGUUUGAAAAGUAGACUUGUUGCCCUGACUAGGAGAGUUCAGAAGGUUAGAGACGAAAUAGAGCAGCUUAUGGAUGAUGAUGGUGAUAUGGCUGAAAUGUACCUUACCGAGAAGAAAAGACGAAUGGAAUUGUCAUUUUAUGGAGAUCAGUCUAUGGUUGGAUAUAGACCGGUUGAUGGUGCAUCCAUCUCUCUUCCAGUCUCUCCUGUUUCAUCACCACCCGACUCUCACUCUCGGAGGCUUGAGAAGAGCUUGAGCAUUGCUAGGAGUCGACACGAGAGCAUGAGGAGUUCUGAAAGUAAUAAUGAAAAUAUAGAAGAACUUGAGAUGUUGUUAGAAGCAUACUUUGUUGUCAUUGACAGCACUCUAAACAAGUUGACAUCGUUAAAAGAAUACAUUGAUGACACUGAAGAUUUCAUCAACAUUCAACUGGAUAACGUGCGGAAUCAGCUUAUCCAGUUUGAGCUUUUGCUCACAACUGCAACAUUUGUGGUUGCAAUCUUUGGAGUGGUGGCGGGAAUAUUUGGGAUGAACUUUGAAAUUCCAUUAUUUGAUGUCCCAUCUGCAUUCCAGUGGGUCCUUAUAAUAACAGGAGUUUGCGGAGUGUGUAUAUUUUCUGCAUUUGUGUGGUUCUUCAAGUACAGAAGACUCAUGCCCCUAUAAGAAGCUACACCAACAUGAACAUGAUUAAAACAAUUGCAGGGUGGCAUAUGAUGUUAUGCGUUUUUUUUGUCUUAGUCAUCUGGUUCUCAGGGAAAAGGGACCCUGGUAAUUCGGAUGUGAUGUUUUGCAUUUGUUAUGCAAUCAUAAAAUUCAAAUGCAAAGCCUGCUCAUAUCAAGGGCAAUUUUCUAAAUUCAAUUUUGUAUCAAUUUUGGAAUAUUCCUCAUGGUAUUCUGAUUCAGCAAUGUCUGUAUAGUGAGACUAAAUUAAUAAUUGGUUGGAUAAAGCAUCUUUUUAGUUCCUAUUUUUA
Messenger RNA from Medicago truncatula (barrel medic), 1924 nucleotides. Its product is annotated as magnesium transporter MRS2-1. Gene Ontology annotation, biological process: magnesium ion transport; transmembrane transport. The record is from RefSeq and is a predicted model, not a curated record. Gene Ontology annotation, cellular component: membrane. The transcript is spliced from 6 exons. Gene Ontology annotation, molecular function: magnesium ion transmembrane transporter activity. Lineage: Eukaryota; Viridiplantae; Streptophyta; Magnoliopsida; Fabales; Fabaceae. The coding region runs from base 270 to 1616 and encodes 448 amino acids.